Messenger RNA from Gadus chalcogrammus (walleye pollock), 4640 nucleotides. Its product is annotated as sialoadhesin-like. The transcript has 9 exons. Bases 157 to 1773 code for a protein of 538 amino acids. The record is from RefSeq and is a predicted model, not a curated record. Lineage: Eukaryota; Metazoa; Chordata; Actinopteri; Gadiformes; Gadidae.
UCCUCUAGAGUAACUUUGAACUGUUAUUGAUAUUGUUAAUUAAUGUUAAAUACAUAGCGAUUUCCUUAUAUAUUCACCUUUUAAUUGUGUUUUUGACCUGCAGGUGUGCUUUAUUAUUUCCGCAGAACAACAGAGUGAGAGAGGAGAGGACUUACCAUGUCUUUAAGAUCAGCAGCAAGAGGAUUUCUAGCUUUCCUUCUGUCAGUACCAGCGCUUCAGGGUAAUGAUGAAUGGACGGUUACUUACUCACCUAGUAAUGUCUGCGCUUUAAGAAAAUCGACGGUUGACCUCAGUUGCACUUAUGAAUACCCUGACAACGUACAGUACCGCCCUAACACAGUCUAUACACUGUGGUUUACUAAAGUAUCCAACGAUCAGCCUGUUGACCUGCGAGGGGAUGCAGACUAUACAGGUCGUGUUGGAUACAGCUGUGGAGAGGUCAGCUGUACCGGGUCCAGAUGUCAUGGAACAUGUUCCCUGAGAAUCAAAGACCUGAGAGAGAGUGACUCUGAUGUCUACAAGGUUAGGUUCACAACAAACCAACCAGAUGGGGAAUAUACUGUUGACCCUGGAGUGACAUUAUCUGUAACAGAUCUCCAGGUGAAGGUGUCCUUUCCUGACCCUCCCGAUCCUACCAGGGCAGAGCUGGAGUGUCACAGUAGGUGUGGUCUAGCUGGUGACCCUCCCUACAUCUGGUUCAGAAAUGGACAGAAUCUAAGACAUGGAGAGAAGAACUUGGUCCAACCUCAGUCUGGAGGCAGCUAUUCAUGUGCUGUUGAAGGAUACAAUCUCAAAUCUCCUUUAGUGUACGCUCCAAAGACCCCCUCAGUGACCGUGAGUCCAUCUGGUGAAAUAAAGGAGGGCAGUUCAGUGACUCUGAACUGCAGCAGUGAUGCCAACCCAGCAGCUAACUACACCUUGUUCAAGGUCAAUAUAGAUAAUUUAUCCAGAGACAUGAACCACGGACAACCGCUCGUCUUUGGACACAUCCUGUCUACAGACUCUGGACAAUAUCGUUGUGACGCACAAAAUAAGCUAGGGAAAGAAUCAGUCUCCAUCUCUAUCAAUGUCCAAUAUGGACCCAAACACACAUCUGUGUAUUCAAGUCCCUCUGGUGGAAUAGAGGAGGGCAGUUCAGUGACUCUGAGCUGCAGCAGUGAUGCCAACCCAGCAGCUAACUACACCUGGUUCAGGGAACAUGAAGACUUAGUGGAAGAAUCAGGACAGAAGCACACUAUCACUAAUAUCACAUCUGAGCAUGGAGGAAACUAUUACUGCCAAGCUCAUAAUGAAAUCGGACGUCACAAUUCCCCCUUUUUAUUCAUUAAAGUGACAUCAUCAUCACAUACAGCAAUGGAAGCUGUAACAACCAGUGUUAUGUUACUGGCCACCAUACUUCUCCUUCUCGUCUUCCUCUGGUUGAGAAGAAAGAGGGCCUCCAGAAAGGCAUGUGGACAGGGAGGAAGGCCAGAUACUGUGGAGGAGCCACUUCCUGUUCCUGUGUAUGAAAACGCCUCAGCUCUGACCAAUCAAAUGGUUCCUACACUUGGAGAACGAAAUGAAGAGAAGGAUGACGACCUUCACUGUGCCAGCAUCCACGCCUCUCGCUCAGAGAACCAGGAAGUUCCUCGCCGGUUGACUGGCUCUCGUGUCCAAUCAGACCAGACAGAUACAUCCUUUUACUCUGUGCUCAACAUUAAGAGACUCAACGCUGUCUCUGGAGAAAGUGACCAGACAGAAACCUCAGAAGUUUACAGCAACGUCAAAGAAUAACCUGGAGAUUGAACCAGUGGCAGCAGCACGAUUUAAAUAGUAGUGAAGAGGAGGUUUUGGGAAUAUCUAGCGCUGGCUUUAGACCAGGGGUCGGCAACCCUAGGCACGCAUGCCAACACUGGCACGUGGCAGCAUAAUCAUUGGCACACUUGAGAAGAAAAUGUCACAGCACAAUGUGGCAGCAUAAUCAUUACUACCGGGUUUUUUUGCACUUUAUUCUGUUUUGGGCAUUUCCUCCCUGUGCAAGUAUGUUUAAAUGAGAUACUGAAAGCAGUGUUCUGAAAUGGGAUCAAUUAAUAGUAUGUAGCCUAAACCUAUGUUGUGAGUAAUAGAGAAGAAAAUAUUUAAAAUAUUGUGGCAAGUGGCCUGUAUGCAUCGCCUUCACAUGGUUUUGCAAAGAUGUACAUGUCUUAAAGAUAUGAGGAUGGUUCCAACAUUCUCAUAUAUUCUCGGUUUCUCAAAUCGGAAAUAUGUUUUUGAAUGAGUUUCUGGAAGUUGUGUUUUAAGAUGGGACAUAUGUAAUUAUAAUUUGUAAUCCCAUGUUGCAAAUAUAACAGCAAAAAAAUCAUUAGACAAUUCCAGGUCUUCUGGAAAUGUUUUUGGUCAUAAUUCAGCUUAAUAUAUUUUUGCUUAAGGCACACAUUAACGAGAAAAUGUCAAACUGGCACUGCAUGUUGAAAACUUUGCUGACCCCGGCUUUAGACCAAUGGGAGUGUCGGUGAGAACACAGGGUUGUCCAGUCAGAGUUCCAAGUUUUAUGGGCUUUAUUGUCCAAAGGUGUGAGCAGGACUGUAUGCAUGCGUGUUGGUGGGUAUGAUGCUAACGUGUAACUAGGUAUAAUGGGUAGGUAGUUAGGUUGGAUAUAUGUGUGUUAAGGUAAGUUGUGUGUGCGGCAAAGCCUGAUUUCCACCGGGGACGUAAGCGCUGCGGUCACCGCUGCUGAUGGCUGCCACUCUAAUCAAAGAAACCAUUCCCACCGGGCGCGCUGCGGAACGUCUUAGCAUCCCAGGAGCAUCCCAACGUCUCAGUGUCCCAGGAGCGGCGCGCUGCGCCGCAGCACUAUCAUUCCGUAGCACUUCUAUUUUUGACGCAAGACGUUGCUGAACCGCGUCAAAUUCAACAGAGCAGAUCGAGCCGGCAGGAAGUGAAAAAGUAAAAGCCAUAGAGCAUCCGGUAAAUUUUUUAAAUAAAACAAUACUCAGCUCAAGUAGCCUAUCACAACUUCACAUCAACAUUACGUCAUGACCGGUGGAUUUAGUUCAGCAGUCAAUCAAAGGGUCUCAGAGGGUCGGCAACAUGGACGACGAGAGACUGAUUGUCGAAGUGGAGCAACAUAAAAUAAUUUAUGAAAUAAAUCAUCCUUUUUAUAAGGACAAUGUCAGAAAGGACAAAGCCUGGCAUUUAAUUGCAGUAGUUUUGGGAGUGGAAGGUGAGUACAUUAGGUUUAGGAUUAUCGCGUGAUCUUGUGUGAAUACGGCUGGCUCGCAAGGCAGCGCUACGCUGCCGUUACGCGCCCGGUGGGAAUUGACGCAGGGUAGAAUUCGCAGCCGUUCCGCGACGCGUACAUCCCCGGUGGAAAUCAGGCGUAAGGUAGGAUAUGUGCUAAGGUAGGAUGUAUGGCUAAGGUAGGAUGUGGGGCCAAGGUAUGUGUGCUAAUGUAGGAUGUAUGGCUAAUGUAUGUCUGUUUGGCUAAGGUAUGUGUGUUUGGCUAAGGUAUGUGUAUGGCUACGGUAGGAUGUUUGUCUAAUGUAGGAUGUUUGGCUAAGGUAGGAUGUUUGGCUAAGGUAGGAUAUGUUUGCUAAGGUAGGAUGUAUGGUUUCUGGGAAGCAAACAAAAUGUACAACAAUCAGCUCGACAAUGCAUUGCCACAAAUUUACGCACAGAAGGAGUUCAAAGUACAGUUCACAAGGUGUUCAGUGUCUCUGAACAAAGGAAAGGGGUAUGGUCACAGGUGAGGCUUAAAUAGUGUGUGGCAGGGCAGGGAGUAAUUAACUGAUUGACAUGGGCAAAUUGGGAAAACGAAGGGGCAAAUAAAGGGGUGCAACUCUGGGUCUGUGAGGUGAGGAGGGAAGCAGAAAUCUUCCAAACAGCCGCCCCCAAAUUUGUCCAGGUCACGCCAGAGGGGUUUGUCUUGGGGCAACAGGCGCACUUGGUGGAACAACCUUUGCAAAUGCAAAGGUUGUGGAAGUAGGACAGCCAAUGCAACAAUAAUAUACAUGUACUAUUUGUUAGUUUUGCAAAAAAUGAAUACAUCUAUCAGAUGAAAAAUAUAUUUAAUCCAACAUUGAAAAUAUAAACAAUGUUGGCCGAGCCACAUUGUGUUUAUUCAUGAUGAAACUGCUCCCCUCGUUCCAAAAUGAGCCCAUGCAAGCUUGCGCCAAAUGUGGAAAGUUAAUUUCAAAUAAAUAUUGAAUAUGAAACUAACUACGACGGUAGUAACAUGAGGUGGCGAAACUUUGACAGGAUCCAAGGUCUUUGAUGCCUCUGUUGAAAUCGAUGGUGGUUAAAGUUGUAAUAGUUGUAAACAUGAGCUCUAUUGUUGAAGAAAGUGGCUGCUUCGGAAAUAUAUCUCAGGGGGGGCAAUUUUUCUGAUAAUGAUUAAUGUGACCCAUUCAAUAGGUGCGUUAAGCAAGGCAGUAUCAAUUUGUUGUUCGAUGAUUCAUUCAUAUAGAGAUCCUUCUUGUAUCCACUAGAUGGCAACUCCAUAAACAAAAAUGGUGUAGCUCCACAAUUAAUUAUUUAAAUUAAUCUAAUGUUGAAUGAUGUAAAUAAGCUAAACAGGAGAAAAUAUGUCGUGCAACAACAUAAAGACAAGGGCAGCAUAUUAAGUCAAGUAUUAAUUGACUAACCUUGAAAGAUUUGGCCUA